This is a messenger RNA of Alternaria rosae, 1481 nucleotides long. RefSeq lists its product as uncharacterized. Bases 1 to 1191 code for a protein of 396 amino acids. The record is from RefSeq and is a predicted model, not a curated record. The transcript has 4 exons. Lineage: Eukaryota; Fungi; Ascomycota; Dothideomycetes; Pleosporales; Pleosporaceae.
AUGGAGCACAGAUUCGCCUCAACGCUGCUAGGCUUCCUCGCCUUUUUCGUUCUGCUAUCGUCAAUCCAGCGCGCAAGUGCACAAGGCUUUACGCAAUCAUAUUGCUCCAGUCUAAACACUGGUAGCGAUGACAACGUCUACACAUGGCCAUACCAAUCCAACGGCAACUGCACCAACCACUGUAAGGAAGAAGGUACCUAUGCCUUCGCCGUUCUGCAAUACACCGACUGCUGGUGCUCCAACUACGCCCCCGGAGAGGAGGCAAGUAUGAGCGACUGCCAGAAGGAUUGCCCUGGCUUCCCGGCCGAAAAGUGCGGCGACAAGGACAAGAACCUGUUCAUGUACAUCCAAAUGGACGGUCAGGUAUCCGGCACCAUCGGAGGCUCGCAACCCACGUCUUCGGCCGAGCCUUCGAAGACAAAAGAUGAACCUACAGAAGCCCAGACUUCUGCUCCGCCACCAGUCACUGUGACACCUGAUCCAGAGAUUGUUACUUCCGUAGUCACGGCCACGCCGUCUUCUUCUUCUACUUCUUCUACUUCUUCUACUUCUUCUACUGUAUUUGCUUCCAGUCCUACCGAAAAGCCAUCUGCGACUAAAUCUGAAGCCGAUGACGAACCAACCUCAGCCAUGGCACCUGUCACAACGCCAACCGUCCUUACCGAAAGCGGUCGCGUCGUUACCAGAACAAUCGUCUUCACUCCGACUGCGGCUGCCUCUGAAGAAGUAAGCCAUGACAGCGGCACCAACGUGGGAGCCAUCGCCGGUGGUGUUGCUGGCGGCGUCAUCGCUUUAUUAGCCAUCGUGGGCGGUAUAUUGUUCGUCCUAUGGCGGAGGAAGAGGCAACAAGACCAGCAAAACGACGGACAUGGCGGUGGUUCCGCCGGGAUCUCGCGUAAUGUGAGCACCAUGAGCAGAGCCGGCCUGCUAGGAGGACGUGGCGAAAAGUCACCGACCCAGCUUGUCACAAACUUCGGUUCGCAACGGAGCCGCCACGACGAGGAAUCGAUCACGCCCGUUACGCCGUCGAGCCGCCGAUUAAGUCAACCUAUCCUAGUCGACUCGCGACUCAACCCAACUGCUGUUUUGACCUUCCAUGGCGCUAACGCCAGCCGGGAAAGCCUUGGAAGCAUCGAUGACAGCCGAGACUACGGACGACAAUUGAACGUGCGAAACCCGGAUCCGAACUAGGAGUAGACUUUGAACCACCAUCUGCGGACUACAUUAUGGGUGCGACCACAUCACAACCCAGAGAACCUCCGUACAUCCACAGAAUACACCUGCAAUCAGAAAACUUGGAUGUCACCACCGCGCUAUGACUGACGAACCUACAACAUCAUAUACAAAAUAACAAGGCGUAAUCCAUAGCACCGACGCACGGCCGUCUAGUUUGUUCCAUUACUGUCUUUGGGGGCUCCACGCCACAUAUCUACUCGAGACACUCCUGUCCGGUUCGAUCACAUCAUUAAUGGGCGCCAGCA